Molecule: messenger RNA, 1923 nt
Organism: Didymodactylos carnosus
Lineage: Eukaryota; Metazoa; Rotifera; Eurotatoria; Philodinida; Philodinidae
Source: the annotation of a GenBank genome assembly
GAAUAGUGGCGCCACUUAAAACGCGCUAGUAUUCGCGCCAAAAUGUGAAAAGUGAUUUGAAUCAAGAGAUAUUUUGCUGCCCGUCGAUUCACAUAAUAAGCUCUUCAGAAAAAAAAAUUUGAACCGAUUCUGUUCCCCGUAUAAAAAGUCGGUUUUGCGCUAAUGCAGUUGUGAUAGAACUCAGAGAAUCAGGCUUGAAUUCUAUUAGAAUCGUACCAUAGCAGAAUUACGGUAGAAUUAAACAGAAUUUGCCAAUUCGGAGAGAGCAUCUUUAAUAGUUCACACUCAGAUCCUCUCUACAAACUGGCAGUUUCUGGUGUAAUUCGACACUCUCAUGUCGAUUUUCGAGAGACGUUUAAUACAGAAAAUUGCAGAAAUUCGCGUCCGUUUUACCGCAAAAAUCCGUAGGCAAAAAUUUCCGUGGCUCCCCUAACAUCAUACAUAUUAAUGCCGUCUGCGUUUUUUUGCAGAAACAAAACUCUUUACGGUAAAACGCGCAAUCAUCAGGCAGUAUUGAAAAACGUAAAAAGAGAGAUGGUUGAAAAGUUGUACCUUUGUUUAUUCGAUCCUGACAAAACAAAGUGUUCGCUUACAAGGACUAAAACAAGCAAAAGAACAAGCAUUGCACAAAUACACGUAAAAUCCGAAGCAGUGAGGCAAUAACGAUCGCUCUAGUCAACGAAUGCUAUAGGUAAUUCAGAACAGAAAAGAAAAGGGGACUGAUCACUGUAAUACAUUGACACACCAAAAUGUGUAAUAUCUAUCUAUUCUGGUUAAUGAUUAUCAUAUCAGACACUUUUGCGUGAUGUGAUAGUGAACUACUAGGGGAUAGGAAUAAACAUAAUUUACCACCAUUGUGCGGUUUCGAAAAAUACGAGUCUUGUCUAAUAUAAGUGCCCACAGAAAAUCGAGCUUUGAAAACUGGCUGUUUUUAUGAUUUUUCAAGUGAACUACGGAAACAGAGGAUGGUACACGUUGUAACACGUCGAAUCUUGAAACCUUGUGCGAAUAGGUGAUGAAUGUGCACCUACUGUAAAGAUAUACAACGAACGAUACGAUGAACUACUAGUGUUAGUGUAUAAAAAUAGGAAAUUUAUGAAUUUUGUGUAUUAAACGUCUCUCGAAAAUCGACAUGAGAGUGUCGAAUUACACCAGAAACUGCCAGUUUGUAGAGAGGANAUGUUAAAUUGAUUGAAGGAAGCGUGUUUCAAAUCAUUAAAGGAAACUUCAUUUACAGUUAGUAAACGCAAUCGCUAAUACGGUCCGAGGUAGGUGAUUAUGGCGUGUGGAUGCAAUAUUGAGUAUGUUUCGCUUUUAUUAGUUGAAUAUUGUAGAAAUUUAGGUUUCUUCCUUUUUUUCUCUUAAAUAAGCAUUGGACAUUCCGGAUAGUCUAGUGUUCAACCGAAGAACCAGUGUCUAGGUAGCCGGAUGGCAUUUGGGUGUAUUACGAGAGCCUUAGGAUUAAUCAUCUGUUCCUUCGUUUUAGAUAGUGGAAGCAUGGUGCCACUUUUUGAUCAACGCCCCUCCUCCCAUGUCAUCAUUUGUCGCUCUUGAAAUAAAGCUUUGGAAUUUGGUGGUGGUUCCAAUUUAUGGCCGUCAUUUCUUUUGGCUCAGUAUUUUGAUGAAAUAUGGUUUUGUGAUUAUACACCGGCUACUUUGCAAGCUGUUCGAGAUUGGAUCGAUCAGAGUCCAAAUGCUCACAAGUGGACAUCCUAUUUCACAGCCAUAUGUCCAAAAGAUGUUGAUGAAAAACAAUGGGAGAAUAAACUUCGUUUAGCUCUUAGCAAAGACAAAAUAUUUCGAUGCGAUGUUAAUGAUCUUGAUACAUUAAUACAAUGGAAACAAGAACAACAACAGUCAACGCAAUUCGAUAUGAUAUUUAGUAGUCUGACAUUCGAAGCUGCAUGCCGUUCAAUAAACUGA